GGUGAUUGACCAAUAAGCAAUCAGGACGCUUUCUUGAAUUUUCCUGAGCGACCAGCUGCUACGUGUUGUGUUGUUUUGUGUUUAUUUUUGAUUUUUAUAUCAGCUAAGCCGCUUUAAAUACAUUUACAGAAGUUAUCUGUAAAUGCGACGGGCUGAGUUGUUAGUAGUUUAUAUUUAAACGCCAGGUCAUUGCUGCCGGUCGCGAUGUUGUUGGAGGACGUGAGGAAGCUGAAGGUGGCUGAGCUGCGGGCCGAGCUGCGGGAUCGAGGGCUGGACCCUAAAGGACUGAAGGCCGAGCUGGUGGCUCGUCUCCUGUCAGCCAUCGAGACUGCAGAACCUGACAGAAGUGUAGAUUUAAAAGCUUUAGACACGGAACCUGUCCAGAGUACAGAGGAAAGCUCUAAACUAACACAUCAGACUGAAACUCCAGCUGGGACAGAUUCAGGAGACAAGCAGCAAACUUUAGAUCACAAUGAACCAGAGCAAAUCAGGACAACAGCACGGUCUUGUGUCGAUCAGAGCACACAGACAGAGAAUGAGCCAGCAGUCAGGAUCUCCCAGUCAGUGUGCUGUUGUUCUAACAGGAGAGAAGAAGCAGGAGCAGAGCAGUUUAAAACCCAGUGUGUCCUCACCAGCAGUGCCAGCUCUGAUGCCCAUCAGGAGGAAGUCCAGUCCACACCACUGCACACCAGUCACCAGGUACCCCACAUGGCGCCUGUCAUAGCGGAGACUGGAACGGAAAAGCAGGAUGAGUCUAGGAACGUCAGCAGACCUCACGGAGAGAGGGGCCGGGAUUAUUACGAGUUUAAAGAGGAGAUUCAGUAUAUGAGAGCCAAAACACCAGAGCCCCAUCCUGCGAGUGAGGAUGAGAUGGACAUUGAUGAUGACACGGUUCGGCUAGAUUCCUACAACAGCGACCUGCAUUUUGAAGUGGGUGCGGACGGGAGCAGCGGUCAACCUUUACUCUGGGAGAAGUUCCCUCUGCUGCAUUCAGGGUGUCGACUGACCCACGGCUUUACUCGCGGAAAAGUGGGAUUCGAAUUCAAGUAUGUGAAGAGAUUAUCAGCAGCUACAGUUCCGAGCAUCGACCCUGAGCCUUAUGUCCUCAGAGUGGGCUGGUCUGUGGAUGGCUCCAGCUUUCAGCUAGGAGAGGAGGAGCUCUCGUUUGGAUUUGAUGGAGCAGGCAAAGCAGUGACAGGAGGAAAGUUGGAAAAAUUUGGAGAGCCAUUUUCAGAGGGUGAUGUCAUCGGCUGCUAUGCGUUCAUCAGCGAUGGCGGAGAGACAGAGCUAUCCUUUUCUAAAAACGGCCGCUUUCUUGGGGUGGCGUUUCGACUCCCUGGCUCCACCUUGGCAGGUCGUGCACUCUACCCACACGUCCUGUGCAAAAACUGCUCCGUUUCCCUGAACCUGGACUCUCAGGGUGUGACGUGGUAUCCUGGACCUCCUGGGUACUGCCCUUUACCCAUGCUUCCAUCUGCACUUCGGCCUCAAGCUCCACUUCCUCCAUCACACAGGAAGGACUGCGAGGUGCUGAUGAUGGUUGGCAUGCCAGGUUCUGGAAAGAGCCACUGGGCUGAGAGCCACAUGGCCAAGAACCCAGAGAAGCAUUACAAUUUGCUAAGCAUAAACCAUAUCCUUCACUGCAUGAAGCUGCCGAGCCAAGAACAGAAGAAUGUGCUGCUGCAACAGGCUACACAGUGUCUCACACACCUCAUCAGAAUAGCAGCAACCAAAAAGAGGAACUUCAUCCUGGACCAGGCGAACAUUUACCCGUCUGCUCAGAGCCACAAGUUGCUGAGUUUUUCCGGUUAUCAGAGAAAAGCGGUGGUGCUCGUCCCCUCGGAUGAGGAGUGGAAGAGACGUCUGCAGCAGAAAGAGCAGAGCGAGGGUGCAGUGCUGCCUGAAAUAUCACUGCUAAAAAGCAAAGCGAGUUUCUCCCUCCCGGAGCAGGGCAGUCUCCUGGAGGACAUCCUGUUUGUCGAGCUGUGCCGUGAAGAAGCCCAGAAACUCCUCUCAAGCUAUAAAGAGGAGGCCACACGUCUCCUACCUGCACCUGCGAAACGCAACAGGAACAAAAAACGUCCCCAUAAACGUCACAUUUCUGCACAUGGACUGAGCCAAAGCCGCAGUCAGUAUGCACAGCAGUCACAGUGGGGAUGCCAUAAACAAAAUGGAUGGAAUUUUUCUGCUUUUUCUCAGCCUUAUGGCUGUAACAGUGAUCCACAGCGGUACAGAGAUUACUAUCAGCCCUGCACCGAACAGUGGAACCUGGGUAACCAAAAUCAGAGCUACUAUGGUAACCAAAGCUAUUAUUUUGGCAACCAAGCUUUUUGGUAAAUCAUAACAGCAACCCAAUUAAAUGAUAUUUUACAUUCA
Molecule: messenger RNA, 2376 nt
Organism: Pangasianodon hypophthalmus (striped catfish)
Lineage: Eukaryota; Metazoa; Chordata; Actinopteri; Siluriformes; Pangasiidae
Product: heterogeneous nuclear ribonucleoprotein U-like protein 1
Exons: 14
Coding region: 205-2337 (710 amino acids)
Cellular component (GO): membrane
Molecular function (GO): protein binding
Source: RefSeq, a predicted model, not a curated record